UGGUUUUUUUUUUUGCUAGAUCUAUAUAACAAUAAUCUUAAGUAGAAUGUUGACUGUUUGUCGAUUGUGUCUUGCAAAGGAUGCCAAUUUCGUUAUCUCCAAUGGCCAAGCAGCCGUGAAAAUUCUAUCUUGCACAGGGCUCGAAGUUGAUCCCAAUGACAAGCUGCCACAACUCAUUUGCAACGUCUGUCGGCUGCAUUUGGAAGAGUUUCAUUAUUUUCGUAGACGUUGUCAUGCUGCCGACCGCCGUCUACGUCAAUUGACACGCCUUGACCGGAAUUUUGACUAUGAGACUGACCUAAUCGAUGGCGACAAGGAGGACGUGCUUUUGUUAAAAGAUGUAGCUAAAUGCUCGCGCACAGCUUGCUCAGAAAGCAACUCGCAUUGGCGCAGAGAGGCAGCUCAGGUAAUUCGCUGUGAAAUAGACACCUAUAAAAGCGAUUUGCUUGCGCUGUGCAAACAGCAAGUGAGAGAGGAGAUUGAACAACAAGUACGCAACGAAGUGGAGAGCCUCAUCCUCACGGACAUCAAAAAGAAAUGUCAGUUAAAAGUGUUGGACGAACUGUUUUAUGAGAUUGAAACUUGGUUUGUGCACAAACGCAACAAUACAGCACGUGCCCAGGCAGGUGGCUCGGACGGUAUUAUGUCAGACAUAGUAGCCGCUGAUCUGGAAAGAGCAUCCAACCUAACGGAUCAAGUUGGCAGGGACUCCGAGCUUAUGACCACCGUAGGCUCCAUUAAUUUGAACGGUAGUGAAGAGAGCCUUGUGGAGGUGCUUGACACUGUUCCAAAUCAAAUACCACAAAAGUCUUCCGUCAGCACGGCUUCCUUUAUGGAACCCAUUCCGACACCAUCAAUAGCUCUUCCAAUGGUUGAAAUCAAUAUGGAAAAUUCACAAUACAGUCACUUGCGCGACGAUGUUAGCACUGCCAAUUUUCUGUCUUUCAAAUGUGUGUCUUCCUUAUCUAAGUCCCCACGAAGAUUGCCCAUAGAUAGUACCCCCCCAAAGAGCCACCAAAAUAUGGAGCCCUCUCCCAAGAAACUGAGGAAUAGCAUUUGCCAAAUACAUGGCAUUGAGGGUUCAAAAGUUCAAAACUGUUAUCGAUGCCGCCUUAGAGGAUCUAUUGAUGCAAAGAAACAUGCUUAAUAGAAUUUAAUAUUUUAUUUUUAUAAAAAAACCUUUUUAAUCGAAUCAAAA
Messenger RNA from Drosophila hydei, 1198 nucleotides. RefSeq lists its product as uncharacterized. Gene Ontology annotation, molecular function: zinc ion binding. The coding region runs from base 47 to 1147 and encodes 366 amino acids. Lineage: Eukaryota; Metazoa; Arthropoda; Insecta; Diptera; Drosophilidae. Gene Ontology annotation, cellular component: nucleus. The transcript is spliced from 2 exons. The record is from RefSeq and is a predicted model, not a curated record.